Messenger RNA from Candoia aspera, 936 nucleotides. It is a transcript of the gene MRPS10, whose product is annotated as mitochondrial ribosomal protein S10. The record is from RefSeq and is a predicted model, not a curated record. NCBI's taxonomy places the organism in Eukaryota, Metazoa, Chordata, Lepidosauria, Squamata, Candoiidae. Gene Ontology annotation, molecular function: structural constituent of ribosome. Bases 20 to 622 code for a protein of 200 amino acids. The transcript has 7 exons. Gene Ontology annotation, biological process: translation. Gene Ontology annotation, cellular component: mitochondrion; mitochondrial small ribosomal subunit; ribosome.
UCGUAGAAGGGGCAGGAAGAUGGCGGCGCGAGGGUUCCUCAGCCUUUUAAGUCGGCUAUGGCAGGGGCCAGAAAAUUUUCUUCUAGCAGGCAGAGUUCCAUUAAAGCAACAUAGUUUUCUUAAAAAUAAUCACUUGAUAUGGAUUCAGUCUUCAAGGGCCAACAGUAAUACUCAACAGGCCACAAAGAAUCCUCUGGUAUCUGUUUCUGAUGAGCCAGAUGUAUUAUAUAAAAGGCUGGCUAUUUUAGUUAAGGGGCAUGAUAGAGCUGUGCUGGACAGUUAUGAAUAUUUCAUGGUGUUUGCUGCAAAAGAACUUGGUCUCUCCAUUGAAAAAAUAGAAAAGCCUCCUAGAAAGAUAGAAAGACUCACGCUUCUGAAGUCAGUGCACAUUUAUAAGAAGCACAGAGUUCAGUAUGAAAUGAGAACACAUUACCAAUAUGUAGAGUUAAAGCAUUUGACUGGUAGCACAGCCAAUGUUUACUUGGAAUACAUUCAGCGAAAUCUUCCAGAAGGGGUUGCCAUGGAAGUCAAAAAGACCAAAUUAGAGAAACUUCCUGAUCAUAUUCGGACACCUGUUUGGGAUGUACUGCCUGAAGCAGAAGAAACAACAAUUACUUCAUAAAUAUCUGGACACUUUUUUUUCAUUUCCCUACGGGUUAAAUAGGAAAUAGACAUGAAAUACUCUUGUUUUAUGAAAUCUACACCGAUUUUGAAAUAGCCCUGUAUCAGGGUAGUUACAGGGAAUCUUACUUCUUGACCAAAACAAGCAUAUUUUGGAACUUUACGAGGAAAGCUUAUUGGUUCUGAAGCAAUUAAAGGAAAAAAACCCAUGUUACGGACAUUUCAUCAGCAGCAUAAUUUGCUUGAAGAUAUUGAAAGGGAUAGUGUCCUUGUAUAUUAAUAAAACAAAUAUUAUACCAAAUUAUUUAUUAACAA